This is a messenger RNA of Parnassius apollo (apollo), 384 nucleotides long. The record is from the annotation of a GenBank genome assembly. NCBI's taxonomy places the organism in Eukaryota, Metazoa, Arthropoda, Insecta, Lepidoptera, Papilionidae.
AUGUCUGGCGCGACGCCGCCGCGACGGCCCGGCCGAGCCGCUCCGCGCCGGCGUCCCCGCCCCGUCGCCGCACCACGCACACCCGACCGUGCAAAAAUACGCGAACUCCACCACCUCUCCUCACAUAACUGUCGCGCGAGCCUAUUACAAAUUUAUCCAGCGCACACUUCACUUUUCUUUUCCGCGAUCCGCCAGAGAAAUCCAAUAGGAAAAAUCACGAAAAGUGCCGUCAACGCGGUACGUUGUGGAUGCGAGCGGGCGCCUGAGACGGGGGCGUGGAUUCCGGCGACUGGCCGCAGUCAAAGCAGCAGACGGAUGGCUCGGCUACCGGAGAGUCUAGCCGGCGCCCCGCGCCGCGCCAGUCCCCCGCGCCGCGUCACGUGA